AUGGCGUUUUUUGGCAUCCAAACCACAGAUAUCAACGAUGAAAUUGCCAGCUAUCAAGUGGGUCGAUAUGUGAACUGCAAUGAGGCGAUUUGGCGUAUAUUCUCAUUCCCUAUUCACGAACUUUGUACAUUUGGCGGUGCAUCUGGAGAAUGGCAACGAGUUUAUUUCACCGUGUCGAAUGUUGCUCAACGAGCUGAAGUACCUACACCAACAAUAUUGAUGAGUUUCUUUGUGACUUGCCAAAGCGUCCCGUUUACCCGAACGUUGCUUUACUCGGAGAUGCCACGUUAUUACACUUGGAAUGCUUCAUCGAAGAAAUUUCAACGUCGGAAGCAGGGCGACGCGGUUCCUGGUCAUCCGGAUGUGCGUUCUACUGAUGCUCUUGGCCGUAUUUAUACAUUACCUCCGAAGAAUGUUGAAUACUUCUAUUUGCGGUUGUUACUGCUGGAUGUUCGAGGGCCAACAUCAUUCGAAUCACUACGAACUGUUAAUGGUAUAGUGCGCUCAACAUUUCGUACUGCAUGUCAAGAGUUCAAUUUGCUUGAAAACGAUAAUCAUUGGGACAUGACAAUGGCUGAAGCAACUAUUUCUGCAUCUCCAAAUCAGAUAAGCGUAUUAUUUGCUGUCAUCCUUUCGACAUGCUUCCCAUCCAAUCCACGUGACCUGUGGAACAAAUACAAGGAUAACAUGUCAGAAGAAAUUUUACAUUGA
Messenger RNA from Argiope bruennichi, 711 nucleotides. RefSeq lists its product as uncharacterized. The record is from RefSeq and is a predicted model, not a curated record. The transcript has a single exon. Bases 1 to 711 code for a protein of 236 amino acids. Lineage: Eukaryota; Metazoa; Arthropoda; Arachnida; Araneae; Araneidae.